AUGUAUCGCUCGACACUUCCAUUGACUCAUCUAGAGCGUAUUUCAAAGCAUUUGCAAGCAUCCCACAUUCAUUGAGUCAGUUCUUACUUGGAGUUUGCUUGUAUCACUUGCAUCUUUGUUAUAUAAUAUUUUUUUGAAAAUCAUGAAAUUCGCGCCAAUUUUCUUCGUUUUUUGUCUUUUUAUCGCUUCUGCCAUCGGAGCUGACAACAUCAAAUGUUACGAAUGCAAGUCCGCGACGAACAAAAAAUGCAUCGACUCGCCCAAAGAAGUCAACAAAGUUGAAUGUCGCAGUUCGAAAACGUGCGCCAAGUAUACGAUGACGGGUCCAACGGGUGUUUUGGUAGAGCGCGGAUGCAGCGAAUCCCUCACGUGGGACAAAAUCUGCUACACAGCGGGCGUCAAUGCGAGUUACAAUGCCAUGCAAAUCUCUUACGAGACCUGCAACUCGAACAAAUGUAACUCCUCAUCACGUUUAACGACAGGAUUUUUCGUGAUUUUUGUCGGUUUUUUGAUGAUUUUCGCGAAAAAUGUUUAAAAAAAGAACUUUUUGAACCACCAUCACGCCAAAUAAAAAAAAAAUAAUAAAAUUCUAAUUGCACUUUGAA
Culicoides brevitarsis is the source of this 605-nucleotide messenger RNA. RefSeq lists its product as uncharacterized. Gene Ontology annotation, biological process: positive regulation of voltage-gated potassium channel activity; sleep; regulation of synaptic transmission, cholinergic. Lineage: Eukaryota; Metazoa; Arthropoda; Insecta; Diptera; Ceratopogonidae. The coding region runs from base 143 to 535 and encodes 130 amino acids. The record is from RefSeq and is a predicted model, not a curated record. The transcript has 2 exons.